GCCGACGACCGCUCCAUGUGAUCAUAACGUGCUUUGUAAAAUUGUCCAAAUGUUAAGGAACAUAAUGUGGUUUCCUUUUCUUCUGUUUCUUGGAGCAAUGGUGGAACCCAUCAGGAUGUUUCCAUGCACAAUUGACCAGCAUGUUGCCUACUGUUCUUUUAAGUCUCUGACGCAGAUUCCCGACUUUCCAAAUGACAUCAUCGAGAUCGACUUAAGUGUGAAUAACAUUACAGAGAUAACGGAAUAUUCAUUCCCUAAACUGGACAGUCUGACAGUCUUGGACAUUGGAGAUCAGCAGACAAAAUUCCUGAUAGUGCGACAAAACGCUUUCAGAAACAUAAGAAAUCUUCAAGUACUGAGUUUAGCAGGUAAUGUUAAUCUCAUCCUUAGUCCAGAUGCAUUUGUGGGUUUACUUAAUGUGAGGUAUCUUAAUUUACUGUACAAUAACUUGAACGAAUCCAUAUUGGAAGGUGAGUAUCUGAGGGACCUGGUUUCACUUGAAACACUGGAUCUUUAUGGAAAUCAUAUCCAGCGACUGAGACCCAAUAGCUAUUUUCGGAGAAUGACAAAUUUCACGAUCCUGAAUUUGAAGCUCAAUCAAAUCGCGCAGAUCUGUGGGGAUGACCUCUUGCACUUUCGAGGAAAGAAUUUUCAACUCCUCAGUCUUGACUCAAAUUAUGUUGGCAAGAUGGAGUCCACCCCAACUUUCUGGGAGGAGUGUGGGUAUCCAUUUCAGAAUGUCAACUUUGAAAUCUUGAAUCUUGCAGGCAACGGUCUCGACGAGGAAUUAAUACGGCAAUUUGUUUCAUCCUUGAGAGGCUCAUACAUUCAGGGACUUAUACUUAAUCAUAACAGCGUUGGAAGAUCUUUUGGGUUUAACAACUCUCGAGACCCUAGUGGGGAAACGUUUGAUGGACUGUCACAGAUUCCUAUUAUUGCUUUGGAUCUGUCAAAUUGUUUUAUUUUUUCUCUGGAGCCAUACGUUUUUAAAUCCCUUCACGAGCUGAGGGUUCUUCAGUUAUCGUUUAACAAAAUCAAUCAGAUCCAGCGCAGAGCCUUUGAAGGUCUUAACAAUUUGCAGGUGCUCAACCUGUCCAAUAAUCUGCUGGGUGAAAUUAUACCAAACGACUUCUAUGGUCUUCAAAGUAUCACCACGAUAGACCUGUCAAACAAUAACAUUGGUGGGAUUAUACUGACCACUUUUAAUAAGAUGCCAUUUCUGAGAGAAUUAAACCUUCGAGGGAAUUCUAUCCGUAAGUUUGAAAUUGUUGCAACUAUUCCCAGCCUACAGUAUUUUCUGUUAGGAGAUAACAAGUUGGACUCCUCGGUUCAGUUAACAGACGUUGCUACGGAUUCCAUAUUUGUUGAUUUAUCAGAGAACAGGUUAAGCGAUCUUGAUGUCUUUUUUAAAAUGAUGGCCGAUGGUAAAAAGGAGUUCAUUUUGCUAAGACACAACCGCCUUUCAUAUUGCAAGGGCUCCAGCAACAUUCCAGAGAAUAACAGCUUAAUACAUUUGGACCUUGAGGACAACAUCUUGGAGUUGGUGUGGCAGAGAGGAACGUGUUUGCAUAUCUUCCAUAAACUUGGGAAACUGGAAAAGCUCCGACUCAACCAGAACUGCCUUCGGUCUCUCCCGUCAGACAUCUUUAAAGGUCUCAUUUCCUUGACUCACUUAAAUCUCUCGUCAAACUUUAUUACCUAUCUGCCAAAAGGAAUUUUCCCCGAGACUCUGAAAACCCUGGAUUUAUCAAUCAACCACCUUCUGUCGCCCAGUCCUGAUGCCGUCAGCUUCAUCAGAGAACUCUACCUUGGGAGGAAUAAUUACAUCUGCGACUGCAGCCUGAAGGAGUUCAUCCUCUGGCUUCAAAACAGCAACUCUACACAAGACAAGCAAGAAUUAGUCUGUGCCUUUCCAGAAAAUUUUAUCAAUGUUCCGCUUACUUCUCUUACUACAGAAGGGUGUGAGGCUGAAGAUGUGGCAUUUGUGAUGAAAGUCCAGCUUGUGCUUUUUGUAGGGACGACCGUCUUAAUUUCGCUGAUGCUAAUUGGGAGUGUGACUUUUACUCGCUUCCGAGGUACAUGCUUUAGGAUUUACAAGACUGCAUUUAACCGUUUGCUGGGAUCUCCAGGUUCUGAACCAGGCCAAAGAGAUCAUCAGUACGAUGCUUACAUUUGUUUUAGCAACGAGGACUUCUCAUUUGUGGAAGCGGCUUUCCUUAAACAGCUCGACUCACAGUUUUCCGAAAAGAAUACGUUCAGAGUUUGCUUUGAGGCCCGGGAUUUUCUUCCAGGGGAAGAUCACAUCUCAAAUAUACGCAACGCAAUCUGGGCCAGCAAGAAAACCAUUUGCGUGGUGACCAGAGAGUUCCUAAAGGACGGAUGGUGUAUUGAAGCUUUUAACAUGGCGCAAAGUCGACAGUACGACGAACUCAAGGAUGUUCUCAUCAUGAUUUUAGUUGGAAGAAUACCGCAGUACCAGCUCAAGAAAUUUAGUCCAAUCAGAACCUUUGUACAAACCAGGCACUACCUGCUAUGGCCUGAAGACCUACAAGACAUGGAAUGGUUUCAUCACAGACUAGCAUGUUUAAUUCUUAAACAGAAAACAUCAAAAAGUAAAGAAAACGUUUCAGAAGAUGUCUCCCUCUCCGCAGUUAAGAGCGACAGCGCCGUUCCUUAAAAGACAACAAAUGUGCGUCGGCAGUCAUGAGAUGUUCUGAUGAGAAGUUCCACAUUUUUCAAAUAAAACAGCAGCAAUGGAUAGCAGGGUUCCUUUGGGACACAAAUGCCUGAUACCAUAGCUCCGAAAAACGUAGAAGGAAGAGUUAAAAUCGAUCAUUCUGCAACUGUGGGAGGCCACCAUCAACCUUUGACAGCGUAGAGGUGGUGACGCAAGUUCUCCGUUUAUUUUGGCAUCACAUGAAGCUUAUCCUUCUCUUGGUGGGGGUACACAGAAGACCACUGGAGAUGAAUUAAGAACGUUCGAUGCCUCAGGUAGGCAACAGAAGUUAGAUGCACAAGGUAGGCAAAGACAUUCAAAAAGGGAAAGUUGGACCACAUGGAGUCAUCGGUUUUGAGCAUACUAACACAAACUGGUGCAAACUGGAGUUUUUUCGUAAGCCUUGGUAAUUCUAGUGUUAAAAAGAGAGAAAAGAAAAAGAAGAGGAGGGGCAGUUCAUUGUUCGAAACAAACAAAUCAGUAACUUAUGGAAAUCCAAGAGCAACGACAGUACUAGAAAUGAGGACUACUGUAGACCAGAAUGAACUCCGAUUUUCAGGGAAAGACUGAAAUAAAUGUGAUUAAAUGUAAACUAUACU
Messenger RNA from Polypterus senegalus (gray bichir), 3315 nucleotides. RefSeq names its product toll-like receptor 5. The record is from RefSeq and is a predicted model, not a curated record. Gene Ontology annotation, cellular component: membrane. Bases 50 to 2677 code for a protein of 875 amino acids. Lineage: Eukaryota; Metazoa; Chordata; Cladistia; Polypteriformes; Polypteridae. The transcript is spliced from 2 exons. Gene Ontology annotation, biological process: toll-like receptor signaling pathway; immune response; inflammatory response. Gene Ontology annotation, molecular function: transmembrane signaling receptor activity; protein binding.